AUGGGGCACCAACUGUCGCUGGCUGAUGACUGCUACAAGGGAGUGGUGUUUGAUGGCCUGGAGACCCUCUUUGCGAGCAGCCUGGCAUCUUCUCUCCUGUGUGUGCUCAAAGCUGUCAGCUAUCGCCCUCAUAUCCACGUUGUGAACAUCUUCCAGGAUUCUGAGUUUUGGAAAGGCAGGCGGAUAGUUGCAAGACAGAAGAAGGCAGCUAAAAAACAGCAGAAAGCACGGGAGGAGGAAGAAGCUGCCCGGAGAAAAGAAAAACGUCUCUGGGAUGUGGAUGUGGACGAGUACGAAGCCCUCUCUGAGAAGCAGAAAGCUCUGCUUGAUUACAAAAUAGAGCAAAUCAAGCGUGAGCGGAAGGAGAGCCAUGAGCCCUCUGGCUUAGACAUGGCCUGUGGGGAGCUGGGCUCUGGCCUUGCCUUGCCACUGCCCACGGAAGUGUCUCAAAAGAAGCAAGAUAAGCUGCAGAAGAAGAAGAAUGGCCGCUCGGAGAAGUUUAAGGUACCCGUGAGAGAGCAGCAGCGGGAAACCAAAAAACCAGAGGUCCAGACAAAGAGCAGAAAAGCAGCAGCAAAACAACAGCAGCAGGAAACCAAAAUCCCAGAGGUCCCGAGUAAGCGGGACAGGAUCUUGGACCUGAGGUUUAACAUCUAUGAGUCUUCACAGAACAGGAUCAGAGAUAUUCUGUCAUCCUGGGACAGGGUUCAGGGUAUCAUGAACCAAGUGCAAGACAAGUCCCAGUCUUCCCCUAAACACAAAGACAAGAAGAAGAGCAGUAAGUCUCUGGAGAAGCCCGAGAAAAAUCCUCUGAAAAAACAUGGCAGCCACAAGAGUCUUCAGCAGGAAGGGGAAGUUGCAGAAGGCUCAGUCGGAAGCCGGGGUGCCGGAGUGCCCUGCUUGGACUUCCACGUCACGCGUCGUGAAAAGGUGUUUGAGAAGAUCCUGAAGAGCAAGAAGCUGCCACCAGCAAAGCAGAUCCUGCACUAUCUGGGACUGGGACCUCCCAUUCCCCCUGGCUCUCUUUUCUCCAUGGUUCCCUACCCAGAGGAGGACAGAGUCCCCACAGCAACAGAAGACCUCAGACACUUCAUCCUUGUUGAACCUGAGGGUGCUGCUGCAGAAGAUGAUGUGGCCCCAGAGGCAGAGGCACAGGACCACUUGAAGGAGGGGAAAGCCACAAGCAGACACAAGUCUAGGAAGGAAAAGCCAGACUCCCCCCAGAGCCUGAAAAGUCUCCGGCAUCACUCCCCAAAAACACCCCGAAGUUCACCUGAACCAAUGAAAAGCCGACUAAAGAGGGACUCAACCCUCGAGAGACCUGCCAGGCUGAGAAGGUUCCGCUGGAUCGUUCCUGCCCACGGCGAGGUGGAACUGAAGAUCCGCUUCAGCACCACAGUGCCAGGGCAGUUUGACCAGAUGAUGAACUUUGAGAUCCUGGGGUCAAAGCGCCUGUACCAGUUGCCCUGCAGUGCCACUGCCCUGUACCCCAGCAUCAGCCAGAACCCACGGCUGGUGUUUCCUCGCUGGAGGAAGAGCAAGGAGAAGGAGGACAUCAUCUCCAAGGAAUAUGUCAUGAGCACAAAGCAGUUCCACUUUGGACCGCUGCUUUGUGGCAAGUCAAGAGAGUGGUACAAGGCACAGAACUGCCCCGACAACAGCGAAAAGUUAACCAUCCUCAACAACUCCCCCAUGGAGGCAGAGGUCCAUUUCUCCUUUGAGAGUGACAGCAAAGGAGAGACAUUCCUUUUGGACCCUCCCAGCAUGAGGCUGCAGCCCAAAGAGAAGAAGAAGCUGAGUGUUUGGGCGUACCCGACUUCUGCUGGCCUCCUGGAAGACAGUCUCGGAUCAAGGAUCCUGCUGGAUCAAGGACAACCCGGAGCCAGUGGUCUUCUGACUGUGCUGCAGAGGGGUGCAGGUGAAGCUGAGGGUCAGCCCCCAGGAGCUGCAGUUCAACAAGCUGCUUCUGCACAGGUCAGUCAUCCCACGGCUGAGGGCACUCCAAGGACUGACACCCAGACCCUGGUCCUGAGAAACGACAGCCCACUGCCCAUGGCAUGGCAUCUCAGUGGGCUGGACGACCUUGGAGAUGAGUUUUCUGUGUCACAAGGCAGGAGCAUCGUUGGUCCCCACACAGACUUUGAAGUGAAGCUGGAUUUCAAGGCCGAGAAGAUUGGCAUCACAAAUAAGAUCAUCCGACUGGAGGUUUCAGAUACAGAAAACAUCCUGGGCAUUGUUCAGGCUGAAACCAUCAAAGUCUCUGUGGAGGUCUAG
This is a messenger RNA of Corapipo altera (White-ruffed manakin), 2274 nucleotides long. RefSeq names its product hydrocephalus-inducing protein-like. Lineage: Eukaryota; Metazoa; Chordata; Aves; Passeriformes; Pipridae. Gene Ontology annotation, cellular component: axoneme. Gene Ontology annotation, biological process: cilium movement; axonemal central apparatus assembly. The record is from RefSeq and is a predicted model, not a curated record. Bases 1 to 2274 code for a protein of 757 amino acids. The transcript is spliced from 13 exons.